Messenger RNA from Drosophila subobscura, 273 nucleotides. RefSeq lists its product as uncharacterized. The record is from RefSeq and is a predicted model, not a curated record. Lineage: Eukaryota; Metazoa; Arthropoda; Insecta; Diptera; Drosophilidae.
AUGAUCCGAAAACAAUUUAAGCUUUUAUUUGUUUUUGAUGCCACCACAACAAGCAAUCAGGAGCCGCCAACUUGUCUUCCAAAUGGUAGCAAAUCAAAUUGGCCAACAAAGAACUGAGAAACUGAGAAUGGGCCAGAAACGCGGGAGAGCAGAGCUGAACAGAGCAGAGCAGGCCAGAGGCAAUGCAAUGAGCAUACAUCAUGGACAACUGUUGCAUUUGGACGCUGGGACACAACUGGGAGUACAAUUGAUGGAUCACCCAAAACCAUCUGA